UUGUGACAUGGAACACCUGGGAAUUCUGUUAGGAAUAUUGUGAACUCUCUCCUCCUUGACGGCCGAAUUGAUUCCUGAUGCACCCUUUGCCUUCCCCUUCUCCUGGUACCUAGCAAGGAGCCGAAACAGUCACAAUGACGGGAAGAAUAACACUACUUCCUGGUUAUUAUCAUGUGUCAAGCACAGGACUAAACAUUUACACAUCAUUCUGGUUUAUCCUUAUGACCACCUACUAGCACCCAUUUUGCAGAAGACGAAACUGAGGCCAGAGAGGUUAAAUAAAUACAGUGACUAUCUCAUGGAGCAUCUGCUCGGGACUCCUUGGAAGAAAACAGUCCUCUCUCUCUCUGGUCAGGGUGUGUCUGGCCUCCAGAGCCCACGGCGUGCCGCUGCGGCCCGUAGGUGCCACCCCACGGUGGCUCCACUCUGUGGAACAGGGAGCCAGGAGUUUCCUGCCUUUCUUCUCCCUGUGGCCUUGCAGGUAGCCUUUGACGUGCUGGGCUUCAGCUCCGAGGAGAAGAUCGGUGUGUAUAAGCUUACUGGGGGCAUCAUGCACUUUGGCAACAUGAAGUUCAAGCAGAAGCCCAGAGAGGAGCAGGCUGAAGUGGACACCACGGAGGUGGCCGACAAAGUCGCCCAUCUCAUGGGUCUCAAUUCUGGGGAGCUCCAGAAGGGCAUCACCAGGCCCCGGGUCAAAGUAGGCAACGAGUUCGUGCAGAAGGGCCAGAACAUGGCACAGUGCCAGAACUCCAUCGGGGCGCUGGGCAAGGCCAUCUAUGACAAGAUGUUCAAGUGGCUGGUCGUGAGGAUCAACAAGACCUUGGACACCAAGAUGCAAAGGCAGUUCUUCAUCGGGGUGCUGGACAUUGCCGGCUUCGAGAUCUUUGAGUUCAACAGCUUUGAACAGCUGUGCAUUAAUUUCACCAACGAGAAGUUGCAGCAGUUCUUCAACCACCACAUGUUCGUGCUGGAGCAGGAGGAGUAUAAAAAGGAGGGCAUCGAAUGGGUCUUCAUCGACUUUGGCCUUGACCUGCAGGCCUGCAUCGACCUCCUGGAAAAGCCCAUGGGCAUCUUCUCCAUCUUGGAGGAACAGUGUGUCUUCCCCAAGGCCACCGACGCCACGUUCAAGGCAGCCCUGUACGACAACCACCUGGGCAAGUCCAGCAACUUCCUCAAGCCUAAGGGGAGCAAGGGCAAGGGGCCCGAGGCCCACUUCGAGCUUGUCCACUAUGCAGGCACCGUGGGUUACAACAUCACGGGCUGGCUGGAGAAGAACAAAGACCCCCUGAAUGAAACAGUGGUGGGCUUGUUCCAGAAAUCAAGCCUGGGGCUCCUAGGCCUUCUCUUCAAAGAAGAGGAGGCUCCAACUGGAAGCAAGAAGCAGAAACGAGGGUCCUCCUUCAUGACCGUCUCCAACUUCUACAGGGAGCAGCUGAACAAGCUGAUGGCCACCCUCCACAGCACCUCCCCCCAUUUUGUCCGCUGUAUUGUCCCCAAUGAGUUCAAGCAAUCAGGUGUGGUGGACGCCCACCUGAUCAUGCACCAGCUGGCUUGCAAUGGAGUCCUGGAAGGCAUCCGUAUUUGCAGGAAGGGCUUCCCAAACAGGCUGCAGUACCCAGAGUUCAAACAGAGGUACCAAGUGCUGAACCCCAGCGUGAUUUCUCAGGGGUUCGUGGACAACAAGAAGGCCUCAGAGCUGCUGCUCGGGGCCAUCGCCUUGGACGUGAAUGAAUACAAAAUCGGACACACCAAGGUGUUCUUCCGAGCAGGCGUCCUGGCCAAGCUUGAGGACAUGCGGGACGAGCGUCUGGCCAAGAUCAUGACGAUGCUUCAGUGUCGGCUCCGGGGUUUCCUCAUGAGGGUCGAGUUCAAGAAGAUGCUGGAACGAAGAAUUGGCCUGAAGGUCAUCCAGCGGAACACACGCAAGUUCCUGGAGCUGCGUUUCUGGGGCUGGUGGAAGCUCUACAACAAGGUCAAGCCACUCCUGAAUGUGGCUCGGCAAGAGGAGGAGAUGAAGGCCAAGGAGGAGGAGCUGAGGAACGCCAUGGCCAAGACGCAGGAGCUGCUAAGCAAGAUCAAGGAUCUGGAGGAGAAGACGGCCAUGCUCAGCCAGGAGAAGAAUGACCUCAGCAUCCAGCUGCAGGCAGAGCAAGAGAACCUGAUAGAUGCGGAGGAGCGCCUGACCCAGAUGAUGAAGACCAAGAUGGAGCUGGAGAGCCAGAUGUCCGACAUGCGGGAGAGGCUGGAGGAGGAGGAGGGCACGUCGGCCUCGCUGAGCGCCACCAAGCGCAAGCUGGAGGGGGAGCUCAGCGACCUCAAGCGGGACCUGGAGGGCCUGGAGACCACGCUGGCCAAGACGGAGAAGGAGAAGCAGGCCCUGGAUCACAAGGUCCGCACCCUGACUGGGGACCUCUCGCUUCGAGAAGACUCUAUCGCCAAGCUCCAGAAGGAGAAGAGGGCCCUGGAGGAGCUGCACCAGAAAACGCUGGACGACCUGCAAGCCGAGGAGGACAAGGUGAACCAUCUGACCAAGAACAACAGCAAGCUUAGCACCCAGAUCCACGAGCUGGAAGAUAACUGGGAACAGGAAAAGAAAAUUCGGGCGGAAGUGGAAAAAGCUCGCCGGAAAGCUGAGAGUGACUUGAAGAUGACCAUUGACAAUCUCAAUGAGAUGGAGCGGUCCAAGCUAGAUCUUGAGGAGAUGGUGAAAAAGAGAGAUAUGGAAAUCAAUUCUGUCAACUCUAAAUACGAGGACGAGCAGUCUCUGAACUCCACGCUGCAGCGGAAACUAAAGGAACACCAGGCCCGAAUCGAGGAGCUGGAGGAAGAGCUGGAGGCUGAGAGGGCAAUGAGAGCCAAGGUGGAGAAACAACGCAGUGACCUGUCCCGAGACCUCGAAGACCUCAGUGACAGGCUGGAAGAGGCUGGGGGAGCCACGUCUGCUCAGGUCGAGCAGAACCGCAAGCGAGAGGCCGAGCUGCUGAAGCUGCGGCGGGAGCUGGAGGAGGUGGCCUUGCAGAGCGAGGCAACAGCCUCCACGCUGCGCAAGAAGCACACAGACUCCAUGGCUGAGCUGGCCGAGCACGUAGAGAACCUGCAGAGGGUCAAGUCCAAGCUGGAGAAGGACAAGCAGGUCAUGAAGGCCGAGAUCGACGACCUCAACGCCAGUGUGGAGACCAUACAGAAGUCCAAGAUGAACGCCGAGGCCCACGUCCGAAAGCUGGAAGAUAACUUAUCAGAGGCCAAUGCCAAGGUGGCUGAGCUGGAGCGGAACCAGGCGGAAAUCAACGCCAUCAGGACUCGCCUCCAAGCUGAAAACAGUGAACUGAGCCGGGAAUAUGAAGAAUCCCAGAGCCGGCUUAAUCAGAUCCUGAGGAUAAAGACGUCCCUAACAUCACAGGUGGACGAUUACAAGAGACAGCUGGAUGAAGAGUCCAAGUCCCGCAGCACGGCCGUGGUGAGCCUCGCCAACACCAAGCACGACCUGGACCUGCUGAAGGAGCAGCUGGAGGAGGAGCAGGGAGGCAAGUCGGAGCUGCAGCGCCUUGUGUCCAAACUCAACACCGAGGUGGCCACCUGGAGGACCAAGUACGAGACGGACGCCGUCCAGAGGGCCGAGGAGCUGGAGGAGACCAAGAGAAAACUGGCCGCCAGGCUCCAGGAGGCAGAAGAGACGGCCGAAGCCGCCCAGGCCCGAGCUGCCUCCCUCGAGAAAAACAAACAGAGACUCCAGGCAGAAGUUGAGGACCUCACCAUCGACUUGGAGAAGGCCAACGCCGCGGCCGCCGCCCUGGACAAGCAGCAGCGGGUCUUCGACAAGAUGCUGGCCGAGUGGCAGCGGAAGUGCGAGGAGCUGCAGGUGGAGGUGGACGCCUCCCAGAAGGAGUGCCGCAUGCACGUGACCGAGAGCUUCAAGAUCAAGACCGCCUACGAGGAGUGCCUGGAGCACCUGGAGUCGGUGAAGAAGGAGAACAAGACCCUGCAGGAGGAGAUAAAGGAACUGGUUGAUCAGCUGGGUGAGGGAGGACGGAGUAUACAUGAGCUGCAGAAAAUGAAGAAGAAGUUGGAGAUUGAGAAGGAAGAACUCCAGGUGGCCCUGGAGGAAGCUGAGUCUUCCCUGGAGGUUGAAGAGAGCAAGGGGAUUCGAAUUCAGCUGGAACUGGCUCAGGUGAAAGCUGAUAUCGACCGGAGAAUCCACGAGAAAGAAGAGGAAUUUGAAACUACGAGGAAGAACCACCAGAGGGCCAUCGAAUCCUUGCAGGCCAGCCUGGAGGCGGAAGCCAAGGGCCGGGCAGAGGCGCUUAGGCUCAAGAAGAAAAUGGAGACAGACCUGAAUGAGAUGGAAAUCCAGCUGGACCACGCCAACAAGAACAACAGCGAACUUGUGAAGACGCUGAAAAGGCUGCAACAGCAAAUCAAGGACCUGCAGAUCCAGAUGGACGAGGACGCCCGGCAGCACGAGGAGCUGCGGGAGCAGUACAGCCUGCAGGAGCGGCGCCUGAGCCUGCUGCAGACGGAGCUGGACGAGGUGCGCUCGGCCCUGGAGGGCAGCGAGCGCUCCCGCAAGCUGCUGGAGCAGGAGGUGGCGGAGGUCACCGAGCGGCACAGUGAGCUCAGCGUCCAGAACCAAAGUCUCCUCGUGGUCAAGCGUAAGCUGGAGGCUGAUGUCCAGCGCAUCUCCAGCGAACAUGAGGAGCUCAUCAGUGAGUUCCGCUCCGUCGACGAGAGGGCCAAGAAAGCCAUGACAGACGCUGCCCGCAUGGCCGAGGAACUCCGGCAAGAGCAGGACCACUGCAUGCACCUGGAGAAAAUCAAGAAGAACUACGAGGUCACCAUCAAGGACUUGCAGGCCAAGAUGGAGGAGGCUGAGCAGCUGGCCCUCAAGGGAGGGAAACGCACAAUCAUGAAGCUGGAAGCCAGGAUCAAAGAACUGGAGACGGAGCUGGACGGGGAGCAAAAACAGCACGUGGAAACGGUCAAGACGCUGCGGAAGAAUGAGCGGCGCCUCAAAGAGCUGGUCUUCCAGACGGAGGAGGACCACAAGACCAACCAGCGCAUGCAGGAGCUGGUGGAGAAGCUGCAGAACAAGCUGAAGGUCUACAAGAGGCAGAUCGAGGAGGCGGAGGAGCAGGCCAACCAGACCUUGGCUCGCUAUAGGAAGACGGUACAUGAGCUGGACGACGCCGAGGAGCGGGCCGGCAUGGCGGAGACCGCCCUGAACAAGCUGCGCACCAGACACCGCGUGGCCAGCAAAGGCAUCACGGCAGUGGAGAUCAUCCAGGUGUCCAAGACAGGCACCUCCAAAACCCUUUCUAAGGAGUGAGGUGCCACGUGUCCCAGCUCACAGCCGGGUGACACAGAUCACAACAGCAGACCACUGAGAGGAAAAAUAUAUGAAAAUGGAAAACUGGGUCUAUCCUGAGAAUGUUUA
Kogia breviceps (pygmy sperm whale) is the source of this 5431-nucleotide messenger RNA. RefSeq names its product myosin-16. The record is from RefSeq and is a predicted model, not a curated record. Gene Ontology annotation, molecular function: microfilament motor activity; ATP binding; actin filament binding. Lineage: Eukaryota; Metazoa; Chordata; Mammalia; Artiodactyla; Physeteridae. Gene Ontology annotation, cellular component: myosin filament; cytoplasm; myosin II complex.